AUGGCUAUCACCCGAUCUAUGACUCGCGGGAACCGGCCACCCCCACCACCACCCCCCACAAGGGAGGAGAUCGCCGCAGCCAAGGCCGCCAAAGCAGAGGAAAGGGCGGCAGCCAAGGUAGCGCGAGCGAGGGCCAAGGCUGUUCGGGAGCAGAAUAAGGCAGCCAAGGCCGCAGCAAAGGCUGCCGGAAAGACCACAAGGGCCAAAGCAAGCAAACGAGCCAAGGCGUCCAAGGCCACGACCAGCAAGAAGGCUAAGACGACCAAGGCACCUAAGGCACCCAAGAAGGCACCGCUCUCCACCAAGCGCGUCUAUGAGGAAGAUGAUGAAAGCGAAGAGGAGCCUGAUCACAAGCGCCGUAGAACAUCCGAGUCUGGGAGUGAGUCUGGUAGUGACUCCGGUGUCUUUGUCGACUACCCUUUCCAGCGAACCUACCGAGGCAAGCCCCCAAGUCAGGCAGAGUCAAUCCCUAUCGACAUUAGGGAAUGGACGUACUCGAAGCAUCUUCCUCAGCCCGAGGGCAUGCAGACCAAGAUCAAGGGCACUCUCCCCCAGAUCCACAUUGGAGGAUCUGCCCCUCAGCCUCGUUGGCUGGUUGCCCAGAGCCUGUCUCUGCCCGCGCCUCCUGCGGCAGGCUUCCGACGCAAGGCAUCAGGUAGUUCCAGCUCUACCGACUACGGUAGCUUGGUCUGGUACUUGGACGAGGGCAACUACAAGUCCUGGAAGGGACUGGAGUAUCCCCAACUCUUCGAGUUGGCAUACCGAUGCUUCGAGCACGCACUGAAGGACGAGAAGCUGAGCAGCAAGAUCUAUGAGACUCUCGCCGAUGGACCUCUAGCCAAGCAUGUGACGAUGAAUGAAGGAUGGGAGCCUGCUCUGCCCCCACCACCUUUCACGAGGUACUUCGGGUUCACGGAGACGCGUCUUUGGGAUGCUCCCGAGUCAAAGGGUCAAGGUUAUUACUUCACUGACCAUGAGCGUCCGACACUGGCUGCUCGGCCCCUCAAGUCUUCGAUAGAGCCUUACCAGCACAUGUUUGCCACUAAGCUGAAGGGUCAGAUCAACACUUCGUCGGAUGCAGGCACUGAUGCGAGCAGCUCCAAAUCUGUAAGCAAGCCUGUUCGGAGCCGAAUCGUUCAGUCCAGGAAGAGUUCGGUGGCGUCAGUCCCUGAAUCGGAGGUUCAGGAGUCGGAUGAAAAGCCGGAGCCUUCUCGCGCUCUGGGCAGUCAAAAGGUUAAGAAAGAUGUCUCCGAAGCAAACUCCGUCGCUAGUGGCGAAUCUGGAAGCGAAUCCGAAGGCGACUCUGGAAGCGACUCUGAAGGCGACUCUGGAAGCGAAUCUGAAGGCGAAUCCGAUGUCGGAUCCCAAGGCGAGUCCGAAGCCGAAUCCGGAGAUGACGAGCCAGUCUCGGACAAGAAAUCUGAACGACCCUCCAAGAGCGACAAGCCUGGUCCUCAGUCCCGCAGCGAGGAUAAACUGGGGGGCAAAAGAGGCGCAGAGUCGCCUCUUGAGGGAGAAGUGAGAAAGGAACCCCGGUUAGAGGGCGAUGGUGCUAAGUCGGCCGCACCGGGGGGUUAUGUGGCUCAAGUUGGGCCAGUCAAGCAGGGAGACAAAAGAGGCGCGUCGCCUCUGGAGGGAUCAAAGAGAAAGAAACAGAGGAUAGAAGGUCCAUUGGCGAUUGGAACGGGGAAGGAUAAGGGAGCGGAUAGGGACUUGGAUUCGACUCCAUCAGCAUCUCCAAUAACGCCGGAUUUCAGCGAUCAGUACUUUACUGAGGCCAAGGCACUUUGCGCGGACAAGGCAAAGAGGACCGAGUAUUUUCCUGAUCCUGAUGCUGUUCGGGGAGUUCGGAUGUGGUCUGGAGAGGAUACUACAGCGAAUGCAGCAAACUUCGAUGCUGUCUUGCCCGUGUGGGCUGACAAUCAUCGGCCGUUUAGUCCGUGGGUUCAGGCCCCUGGUCCCGCUGCUGUCAAACCAGGAGGCAAAAAGAAGGCCAAAUCCCCCGAUGGACCGAAGAAGCCGAAGCCAUUGUCUGAGUUCACAUUUGGACCAUUUUGA
Penicillium olsonii is the source of this 2058-nucleotide messenger RNA. The record is from the annotation of a GenBank genome assembly. Lineage: Eukaryota; Fungi; Ascomycota; Eurotiomycetes; Eurotiales; Aspergillaceae.